AUGGGCGACGCUUCUCAACGCCGGGCGUGGGAGGGAAGAAACAGCGAGCGAGGCCGAUGGCAGUACCUGAUCGGUUACCACUUACCAGACGUGUUUUGGGCGGUGAAUCCCGGCCUUGUUGACAUCUACCCUGAUCCGGUUAGCCCUCAAAGUCACGGGGCGUCGGCCCGUAAACUGUGCGUUUCGAUGAAGUCAUCCGUAUUUUUUCCCUCAGUCUUCUGUCGUGCUCUUCAAUCGCCCUCCUUUUUGAACUCCGAACUCCCUCACAGCACCAUGAAUCCCAUGUCCGAAGAGGACCUCGCGUGGUUCAAAUCCACCUUCCGCCCGAUCCCCAAACCCGAACUCCCCGACGACAGCAUCGAGUAUGCGCUGUACUACAUCCCCUCGGACCCCGCCCCCGCCGUCGUCGAUGAAGUCGCCGACACCAGAGCCCGAUUAGUGGAUGUGCAGCGCACAGCGGCAGAAUUGAGCAAGAACCUUCUUAAGGACUACAUCUGGCAGCGCGAUGGGUUUCGCCUGGAGAUCUCGAAAGACGAUGGUCUUACCUCGUUGCGCGGGCGCACCAACUUCGGAGACUCGAUUGAAGACGAAUGGGUCAUUGUGUAUAUGCUACGGGAAUUGACAAAAAAGCACAAGGACAUCUGGGCCUCCGUUGUGGAUAGCGAUGGCCAAUUUCUGCUGGUCGAGGCCGCGGCUACUCUACCUGCUUGGUUGGAACCUGAUAUAGCAGACAAUCGAGUCUGGAUUCACCAGGGACAACUUGUCAUCAUCAAACCGAAACACGCGAAAAAAGGCACGGUCACCGAGAAAAUAUCCCUUCCCGAAUCCAUGAAGAUUAUAAAACAAGAACCCGCGCGCCUCAUGCGGUCCACCAUGAUCCAAGAAGAAGCAUUCUACCGUUUGCGAAACUAUCCUAAGCAGAUCAGCGAGAACCUCCAUUCGGCUCUAGUGACGAUUCCGCGAAAAGUCGCCUACCUAUUACACCAGAAGCCUGCCUACAUCUCGGCAGCAGUAGAAUCCUUCUACCUUCGGGAUCCGAUCGCUUUACGUCCGUUACGAACCAAGGAUGCUAGCAGCUUCGUGUUUCCGCCCGAAGAUCUAGUCACUGUCAGCGUACGAUUCACAAGAGUUGGUUAUGCGCAGCUCAAGAGCCAGGAUUUUCCGGCUCCCAAGUCAUGGAUUCCCAAAUUACCUACCAAGGACGAACAACCAGCCUAUGACCGUGCAGAGAUUGGCAUGAAACUCUCCUGCGGGUUUGAAAUGCUUCUGACCGACCCACAAAACCAAGACAAGCCACAUGUGAGAGAGAUUAAGCUCGUAUUGGAGGAUUUGGAGACAGGAGAUGAUAACUUGCCGACGGAUGAGGAGAUCAACAAAUGGGAAAAGCGUGAAGAUGAUGAGAAAUGGCUGGAUAUCAGCUUUGAGGACCUUGAUAGGGAACUGAAAGGUAAAGAGAAAGGUGGCGCGAACAACGAUGAAGGCGGCUUUGGCGAUGCAAGUGCCCAAGAAAACCUCCAACGUAUCGUGGCGCGCUUCGAAGAAUUCCUCAAUGAUGACUCGGCUGGAUUUGAAGGCGCUGAUUUCGUUGAUGAUUACGGCUCCGACUCGGAUAAUGGCGGCGAUAAUGACGACGAAAUGAGCAGCGAGGGUGAGGACAAGGAAGCCUCUUUUGACGAGGAGGAGUUCUCCAGGAUGAUGAAGGAAAUGAUGGGUCUGCCAUCUCUGCCUGGCCUACCAGGACCCUCUAAGUCCUCAAAGCCCUCAACGUCGCGAAACAGAGUGCAAGAGCUAGGCGACGACUUAGAAGACGACACUGAACAAAUUAAGCAACUGUCCAAGGAAAUGGAAGCUGAAUUGAAAGGCACGGGGGUUUUGAACCUGAAUCGCCCCUCAGGCAAACAAGCCGUGUCGGAUGAGACAUCAAAUGGUGCGCAGGCUGAGAGCAGCGGAAACAACGAGGAUAACGAGGUGGAUGAAGAUAUUGAUAUCAAUCUUGCCAAAAACAUACUGGAAAGCCUUCAUGGUCAAGCCGGCAGUGCGGGGCCGGCGGGUAACAUGAUCUCGAUGCUGAACUUGCAAAUGCCUAAAGAUGAUCGCCACCGCUGA
Messenger RNA from Aspergillus affinis, 2106 nucleotides. Its product is annotated as putative regulatory factor Sgt1. Lineage: Eukaryota; Fungi; Ascomycota; Eurotiomycetes; Eurotiales; Aspergillaceae. The transcript is spliced from 3 exons. The record is from RefSeq and is a predicted model, not a curated record. Gene Ontology annotation, cellular component: nucleus. Bases 1 to 2106 code for a protein of 701 amino acids.